This is a messenger RNA of Abrus precatorius (Indian licorice), 1062 nucleotides long. RefSeq lists its product as uncharacterized. Lineage: Eukaryota; Viridiplantae; Streptophyta; Magnoliopsida; Fabales; Fabaceae. Bases 128 to 637 code for a protein of 169 amino acids. The record is from RefSeq and is a predicted model, not a curated record. The transcript is spliced from 5 exons.
GAUAAUUGAUGUAAAAAGGAAAGAGUUGGUGUAGCGUACAUGGGAGGGGAGAGCAAAGUAGUUCCUUGGUGGUGAAGUUGUAGAAUAUUUGGGAUCGGAAGAGAAGGGAAGGAGUGUGGUGUGGGUAAUGGACGAAGUGAUGACGAUGGCGGAUGUAACGGCAAGCACAGAAGCAGCAUCAGCCACCCCUUCUUCUUUGCUUCCUUCCAAUCUUCCUCUCUUAUCUGCCUUCCUCUCUUUCGCUCUCGCUCAGUUCCUCAAGAUCUUCACCACCUGGUAUAAGGAAAAGAGAUGGGAUUCUAAAAGGAUGCUUGAUUCUGGUGGAAUGCCUUCGUCGCAUUCUGCGACCGUGUCAGCUCUGGCUGCGGCUAUAGGUCUCCAAGAAGGGGCAGGGUCACCUGCUUUCGCGAUUGCUGUUGUCUUGGCUUGUAUUGUAAUGUAUGAUGCCUCGGGGGUUAGACUUCAUGCAGGUCGGCAAGCAGAAUUGCUUAAUCAAAUUGUGUGUGAGCUACCUCCAGAGCAUCCUUUAUCAAAUGUCAGACCUCUGCGUGAUUCUCUUGGUCAUACUCCAUUACAGGUUGUUGCUGGUGGCUUAUUGGGAUGCCUUAUAGCAUUUUUGAUGAGAAAAUCAAAUUAAGAUUCCAUGUGAUGUGACUGGUAUUAAUGCUCUACCUUGUAACAAAUGUUGGUGCAUGGCCAAAAUGAGAGCAUGGUGGAAAGGGCAUAAAAGCCUGCUGUUGCAAGUAUACAAGUGGGUAAAGUGCGUUGAGGGUUCACCUUGUUGCUGGGAGAUCCUUUGUCCUGACUUUUGGACAUUCAGACUUGUACACAUUAAUAGAUCCAUUUGUUAAUUCUGGCUUUAUUUAUAGUUGAACAAAAUCCCGAGACCACAGUGGCUAUUCUUUGACUUAUUAAUUUCCACUUAUUGUGGCAAAUUGAAAAUUUGAAGGCACUUUGAAGUUUCAUUGUAAUGUGCCAUGUUUUAUCCUUAAGUAGAAUCAAUGCUUCUCCACGGUUAUGACCCGGUCAAGAACUUCGACCAGCAGUGUUUUUUCAUUUCAU